Dermatophagoides farinae (American house dust mite) is the source of this 4422-nucleotide messenger RNA. RefSeq lists its product as uncharacterized. The record is from RefSeq and is a predicted model, not a curated record. Lineage: Eukaryota; Metazoa; Arthropoda; Arachnida; Sarcoptiformes; Pyroglyphidae. Gene Ontology annotation, molecular function: calcium ion binding.
UUGUUUUCAAAUUUUUAAAAUAAUUUAAAAUGCAAUAAAAUUAAAAUUAUUGGCUACGGCUAGUUUUGAAAGAGUUAGGUUUGUUGAAAAAAAAAUUAAAAUUGAAAAAUUUUCUUGCUAUAUGAAGCAUGAGCCUGGUUCAACCAUAUUCCAUCGAUAUUAUUCAUCAGUUGGCUCUCUGAUAAUUAUGGCUUACAAAAAUUUUAUUUUACGCUUUUGGAACUUUUUGAAAAUUUGAAAACAUUGCUCAUUUUCGAAUAAUAAAACUGAUGAUGAUGAUGUGAUGUGUGCGAAUUCAGGACAAGUGGCGGUGGUCAUGGCAACAGUUGGUUGCGCUCACCAUCUGAAUGGAUUCAUUGUUUAUUGUGGCCAAAGGGCAGAGGCAGUGGAAUAUAAUAUAUAAACACACACACGCACACACACACACAACAAAUUGAGUAACAUAGAAUAACACAAUAUACCUGUUGAUGAUGAUUGUGAUGGCUGGCUUUUUAACCACUAAUGGAAAGCUACAUUAUGAGUCAUGCCGAGUGCAUCUUACCUGUUUGUUUGUUUGAUAAACUAGUGACGUCGAUGCUUAUUAACUGUAGAAAAAAAAGUGCUCAAUGGUUUCAAUUUCGCAAAGAAAUUAUCGUCGUCUCUAUAAAAAUUUUUUAAAGUAACCGUUUUUGUCAUAUUGUGACCAAAAUAAUGAUUACAAUUGUGGUGGGAGUCUAUGGACCUAAACUUGAAUCAGCUCAACUUGUUGUUUAAUAAUGUGUUUGUGUUGUAUAUAAAUUUGAUGAUGAGGAAGUUUAUAUAAACUAGCCACAUUAAUUUAGAGAGUAGCAUCCAGUUUUGAUUAUGCAUAUAUUAUAAAUGUGACAAACAAUCAUUGUGAAUACAGUGAAUGAAUGAAUGAAUGAAUAGAUUUGUAGAUCGAUCGUUUCCUUGAUUGAUUGAAUGAAAUUGACUGACUGACUGACUUGGUGACUAAAAUCAUCCCUUUCACUUUAGGCCAACAAUAGGCCAAAUUAACAAUUGGCUGUAAAAUUCAUUGUAAAAUCACACAAUCAUUAUUUUACAUAAUAAUCACCGGAUGUAUAAUGCUACAAUCAUCGUCCAAUUGGUUGUCAUUUGGAUGAAGACUAUUUUACAAUCAACUACAUUCACAUGAUUACGAUCAUCGAUUGUUCCGUAUUCAAAUGGCUAAUUUAUAGAUCAAAUCAUCCUACUUUCUAGCUACAUUAUUAUUCCACAUAUUCUAUAUGUUAAUACUGUGUUAUUUAUUCAUCAAAACUAUGCCGACAAUCAGAAUAUCCAGACGAUCAAAAUGUCCAUUAGUUCUGGCCACUGUCUUCAUUAUUCUGACACUGGUAUCAAUUUUAGAUUGUCAAUCACUGCCAUAUACAACCAUUAGCGAUGACCAGCCAUGGUCUUCGAAUUCUUGGUUACAUCACAACGAUGACGAACAAACUGCCCCGACAACUACCGGACCCAUAGUGGCCGUACUAAACAUGACAAACGAAGAUGCUAACAUAAGUCAUUCAUCAUCAGAUUCAAUUGAAGAAUCGAGAAAUGAAACAAUGACUAUAAUACCACCGUCGUCCUUAUCGUUAAUCGAAUCGUCUACAAACAACCCAUUGAUUAGUCGAGAUGGACAUUUUGGAAUCGAUGCCGAAUUAAAAUGUCAAUCGAAUGACGAUUGUCCCGAACACUCUGAAUGUGUAGAUGAAUUCUGUCGUUGUCGACAUGGCCAUUGUCAGAAUUUGGGCCAAUGUUUAGUGGUCAGUGAUGCUGAAGUUUAUUGUUUUUGCACUGGAAAUUUCAGUGGACCACGUUGUGAAUACCGUAAUCAAGCUUGUGGAAUGAAUCACAACUGCCAAAAUGGUGCCACAUGCAGCCUUAUUGAAAAUUCAACCAUGCCAAGUUGCAUUUGCAAACCGGGUUAUCAUGGUGAAAACUGUGAACAUAUCCUACACACAUGUGAUACAAUCAAUUGUCUCAACAAUGGCCAUUGUCAAAUCAAUGGACCCGAUGGUCUUGCCGUUUGUCAAUGUAUUGAUGGAUUCGACGGAAAAAAUUGUGAGCACAAUAUCGAUGAUUGUCCAAAACCGAAUCCAUGUUCGAAUGGUGGUCACUGUGUGGACGGAAUCAGCAAUUACACGUGCCAAUGUAUUCCACCUUAUUAUGGUGCAAACUGUACAAACAUAUGGAAUCCAUGCCAAUCACCGGAAGAAAAUCCAUGUCAAAAUGGAGGCCAUUGUCUGACUGCUCAGGAUUUCUUAUCAUACAAUUGUAGCUGUUCAUUGGGAUUCACCGGUGAUAAUUGUGAAAUUAACAUCGAUGAUUGUGCUCAACAUAACUGUAGUAAUGGGCAGAUUUGUAUCGACUUAGUCAACGGAUACCGUUGUGAAUGUUCUCCAGGUUUCGAAGGUAUCGGAUGCAAAAACCGUAUCGAUCAUUGCAAAAAGCAUAAAUGUCAGAAUGGAACGUGUUUGAAUAACCUGACAGAUUAUAGCUGCUACUGUGCAACCGGAUAUGAGGGCCAAUUUUGCGAACAUGAUAUCGAUGAAUGCUCAGUACACCAUCCAUGUGUUCAUGGCUUAUGUGUCAAUCAACCUGGCUCGUUCGAAUGUUAUUGUAGGCCUGGUUAUACCGGUCCAUUAUGUCAACUGGACAUUGAUGAAUGUCUUUCUGGUCCAUGCCAAAACAAUGGUACUUGCAAAAAUCUACAGUCUACUUAUGAAUGCGAUUGUCCACCUGAAUAUUCCGGCAAGAAUUGUGAGUUAGAAGUAGAUGAAUGCAAAUCGAAUCCUUGUGAAAAUGGUGGAACCUGUACUGAUUUGAUCGGUGGAUAUCUUUGCCAUUGUCCUUCAGGCAUUCAAGGCUCACAAUGUCAGUUGGACAUUGAUGAAUGUAUUCAGAAUCCAUGUCAGAAUGGUGGUAGCUGUGUCAAUGAAUUAGCUAGCUACCAUUGCGAAUGCCAUCAUGGAUUUGAAGGCAUUCAUUGUGAAAAAGACGUUGAUGAAUGCGUCAUAAGUCCGUGUAUGAACAAUGGUACCUGUCUGAAUCGUAAUGGCACCUAUGAAUGCGAAUGUUUACCUGGAUUUGAAGGGGAUCAUUGUGAAAAAGACGUUGAUGAAUGUGCCGAAUCAGUUAACAACGACAAUGAUCCUUGUCUGAAUGGUGGCCGCUGCAUCGAUUUGGUAAAUGCAUUCGAAUGUAAUUGUACGGAAACCGGAUUUGAUGGCCCACAUUGUGAGAAAGAAAUUAAUGACUGUGAACCAAUGCCUUGUUCUCAAUUGGGGACGCUUAGAUGCGAAGAUUUGCAUCUUAAUUACAGUUGUCAUUGUCGACCUGGGUUCACGGGCCAUCAUUGUGAGAUUGACAUCGAUGAAUGUGAAUCAAAUCCAUGUCAAAAUGGUGGUACCUGUCAGCAGAAAGCUCACGAUGCAUCAUUGUUUGGACAGAAUUUUCGAGAUAAAUAUGAACUGGACGAAUUGACGGUUUUGCGUCAUAGUCAUCAAGCGGUUGGUUAUACUUGUACCUGUGUACCAGGAUUCGAAGGCAUCGAUUGUGAGAUCAACAAAGACGAUUGCCAAAUUAACCAUUGUCAGAAUGGAGGUAUUUGUAUCGAUGAAAUCAAUUCCUAUUCAUGUCAGUGUAUUUACGGAUUUGAGGGCAAAAUGUGCCAAUAUCUGAUCGAUCCAUGCAUUUCAUCGCCAUGCCGAAAUGGAGCUACGUGUUUGAAGAAAAGUAACGAUUCCUAUAUUUGCGAAUGUACGAUCGGCUGGUUAGGCGAACGUUGUGAUCGACGCCGAUCUUGUUACAUGCCCGAAUGUCAUCCAGAGCAUUCACAUUGUGUGAAAAAAAUGUCACAUAUACAACAUAACCUUUGUGCUUGCCUACCAAAUCCGGCUGGAUUAUAUAAUCGCUCGCUAUGUGACCCAAUCUAUGAUUGCUCAAUGGCCACUGGUCUUUGUCAGAAUGGUGGAACAUGUGUCCAGUCAGGUCGUGGCUAUUAUUGCAUCUGUUCGGACGAUUAUGAAGGACUAAUUUGUGAGAAAAAGAAACGAAUCAACCUUGUGGUCAUAUUGAUUGCAUCUGUGGGUGCCAUAAUGACUAUAGCUUUGGCAGUCAUCAUGUUGGUUGUAUUUCGAAGCAUAAAACGUGCUCGAGCAACACGUGGCACAUAUUCACCAUCGACUCAGGAAAUGUUUGGAAAUUCUGCUGGAGAGAUUCUGAAACCACCACCAGAAGAACGGCUUAUCUAACCUCGACACUAAUUGGUCAUUUGUACAUACAUGGAUCAUACAUUUAUUAGGAUGCACAUCCGUAUAUAUUAUCUAUUUGUAUUAUAUUUGUAGAACGGCUAUUUAUUGUUGCAUGACAAUCAUCAUUAUUUUAUUAUUUUAUUACAUAAACAAUAAUUGAUGUCAA